AUGAAGCCCAGGCUGAGAGGGGGAAACCAUCUUUUAGCGUGCGAACUAUCCGGGAUACAACAGGCGAGACGUCCCGAGACGCCGCGGAUAGACCCUCCGAGCAAGAUGCUGAAUGGUCGAUCCCGUUCCGGAGUACAUCUGUGCAUGCCAGGUACGAGUCAGGAUGGUCCAAGGACUGUCAAAGCUGUACCUGAAUCUCGAGCCAGCGAGGAGAAGGUCGAUGUAGUCACGGCUAAGACUCAGGAGUAA
Messenger RNA from Peronospora matthiolae, 249 nucleotides. The record is from the annotation of a GenBank genome assembly. NCBI's taxonomy places the organism in Eukaryota, Oomycota, Peronosporomycetes, Peronosporales, Peronosporaceae.